UUCGAUUGAUUCUCAGACCGCUUGAACUUGAUAUCAUUUUCAAGUUUGAUUCAAAUCUUUAGGGUUUUUCUUACGGCGGUUUCUGGGUUUUGAUCCGAUUGUUGUAAAGAACUGUAAGUCUUGAAGAUCAAAGGAUGGAUAUUUCUCAAGAAGUUGAUAAUUACGUUAAAGAGUCAAUUGAUUACGUCCUUGGCCUUCCCGUUUCUACUGAUACUCUAGAGACAAAGCUUAGAUCAUCCGAAGAAGCCCGUAAAAUCUUACAGGGUCAGUACUUGCAUAUGCAGUUCAAAUUGAAAGAGAAAGAUGAAGCCGUUGAGCGUGUUAGGGCCGAGUCAAGUAUGAAUGCGUUAGCAUUGAAGAGAUUUGUUGGAGAAAAUCAUAAACUAGCAACGGAAUGUGCAAAUCUUUUGAAUCAAUGUAAGAAAUUGGAGAGGGAAUGUUCUCUAUACGAUCACGAUAGAGAAGCACUAAUGGAUUUUGGAAAUGAAGCCGAUGAACGGGCAAAGGAGGCUGAGCUCCGUGUUCAUGAAUUGGAGGAGCAAUUAACGAGAUUAUCAGAAGAGUUGCAGAAUCGUCAUCAACCUGAUUUGCAGUCUAUCGUAGACUCAUAUGUAAAUAGUUCAGAAGUGGAAGAAUCUCCACUGGAUUCAAUAAUGAGUAGUAUUGUUGGCAAGGAUGAAACUGGAACAACUGCACAUGCGUUUUUGGAAGCAAAUAGUGAAUCAGAAGCAUGCCAAACGUUAUUAAAACUGUGGAACAGUUCUGGUGUGAGUCCUUCAACACAGAAAGUUCUGGCAUUGGCAGCUCAAGUAAAGGCUCUGGAGAAAGAUAAGGAACACCUCAGGAUCAAUCUUAAUAAAGCGGAAGAGGAGGUGAAUGCAAUAAUUGAAGAAAACACAGUUUUGGAUAAGGAAAAUAAAAAGUUGUUGAAGCAGAUUCGUAAGGAAAGGAGUCUAGCUGGUUCUGAUGAAAAACGUACAUCUGGCAAGUUGCAGGGAAGUAAGCGGAAGUCUAGCCCAACUGCCCAGAUGAUUAACAGCCCUAUUGGUAGGAUUGAUUUCUGUGAUGUUGAUUCACCGAGGAAAACUCUUUCACCAUUGCAGUAUAAGAACGACUCUCCUGAGUUCCGAUCAUACAAGAAGUAACUACUAUCCUGUGUUGUAGUAGUCAUUUGGAUUAAAGGAAGUUACUAACCUUAGGUAACUGAUCACUCACAUUUUAUAAAUCUUACAAACUCUUUUCUUUUUACAAUUUGUCUGACUUGUUGUAGAACUGGGUUCUCAAAUGAGUUUAGAGAAAUUUAUGUUCCU
This is a messenger RNA of Impatiens glandulifera, 1310 nucleotides long. RefSeq lists its product as uncharacterized. The transcript is spliced from 6 exons. The coding region runs from base 135 to 1145 and encodes 336 amino acids. Lineage: Eukaryota; Viridiplantae; Streptophyta; Magnoliopsida; Ericales; Balsaminaceae. The record is from RefSeq and is a predicted model, not a curated record.